AUGAAGUCGAUACAACAAUCAUCUCUGUUAGGGUACUUCGUACGUCGUUCAGAGUCGUCCAAGGCGGACAGGGAAGAGGAGACUGGCACUGCAGCGCGAACACAAAGCGUGAAGAGCGGCGUUCUAGCAUCCGGCGCUGGUGAAGCGCACCAAGACUCCUGCAACAGAGUUGGCGAACACACGUUUCUGGCAACUCCGCUGGGACCAUCGGACCGUGGGUGGUUGCGUCUUGGGGCAAGUGAGGACUCACCACCGUCAUUUGUGACGCCCGCCUCCGACUAUGGCAGUCGAAAGCGCCCUCGCCUGACCGUCGGCGAGGAACCGCGCGCAGCGAGUCCGCUCAGCGGUGCAGGAAGCUCACGGCUCGUGCCGUGGUGCAGUAGAGCAGCUGCUGCGGAGCUCGAAAGCGGCCCGGAGCCGGCUCGUUGUGUCGUGAAUAUAGAGGCUCGUGGGCUUUUGAGUGAAAGCGCGACGCCGAAACGGACGCAUGGCCCGCAAACCCAUGUCAAGUGGAGUGCUAACGGCAGCGCCGCGGUCGAUGAAUGGUCUGCACAGCACCCCUGGAGUGUCCAUGUCCGUGACUCGGCAGGCCGAAGCCCUACAGACCCUCACUACGAUCCCUCAACGGUAUUUGUGCCACCCGAGGCAGAACGAAAAAUGACGCCUUUCCAGCUCCAGUUCUGGAAAAUCAAGCGCAACUACUACGACACGGUUCUGCUCUUCAAAAAAGGAAAGUUUUACGAGUGUUACGACAUUGAUGCCGAUAUUGGUCACCGGGUUCUCCAGCUGAACUACACCAGCAUCGGGCGCGCUGAUAUGCGCUGUGUCGGCGUUCCCGAAAGUGCAUUCUACCGGCACGCGAUCCGUCUCGUAGACGCAGGCUAUCGUGUCGGGCGCGUAGAGCAGGUCGAGUCUGUGCUGGCCGCCAAGGCGAAUUCGAACAAAGUUUGCGACCGCCGGCUGGUGAAGAUUCUCACCAAGGGAACUGUCGUAGAUGAAGCGGGUGACGACGUCUUCGAGGAACCGCGCUACCUCAUGAUCGUGGUUGAAGGCGAUCGUGUCCCGGGUACGGAGACCAUUCCACUUGGCAUAUGCUACCUGUGCGUGGCAACGGCAGCCGUGCAUCUCGGGGUCUUGCAUACGAGCCGCGAGCGAUUCACCGAACUUGAAGCACUGCUGGUUCGCGUCCGUCCUCGCGAAGUCAUUCUCGAUUUUUCAUCCGAGCGCCUUGAAUUUCUCGUGCGAAGCUGCGCGGCGCCGGACGUCCAAGUUCAUCGGCGCACGCUUCGGGACGUGCCCCCGAAUGCGUCGCUCGUCGCAAAGUUAUCAGCAAUUUGCAGCGAUGUGCUCGCGCUACGUGCUUGCCAAGGCGCUGCCAGCUUUCUAGAUGAGCUGCUUAUCGCAGAUCAGGUAUUUCCUUUGGGGAACUUUUACUCUCUGCAUGACAUGGCGCCCACGGAGCUGUAUGAGCGCCUUGAGCUAGAUGCAGCCGCGAUGGAAGGUCUCGAGUUGUUCCGCACUAGUGCUGACUUCAAUAAGGACGGCUCUGUCUUUGGAUUUCUGGAUCGCUGCGCGACCAACAUGGGUCGGCGCUACCUCCGCCGGUGGUUAUGUCAUCCGUUCCGCGAUGUCGCACGCAUUUGCGAUCGUCUGGAUGCAAUCGAGGACAUCCACCAGAUGCUCACCAGUCUAUCAGGGGCUAACGAGAUGGAAUCCGCAGAGGAGCAACACCAGCAGCAUCUCUUCUCCUGUCUGCGGAGCCUGCCGGAUAUUGAACGGAGCCUCGUUCGUAUCCACGCGCUCGCUGUAGACCGACAUGGCGCUGUCAUGUUUGAUGACACAAAUCAACGCAAGGUGCGCGACUUUCUUCGCAUCCUCGACGGGCUUGCGACCGCAGUCGAACUUGUGGGACGAAUCCGGGCAAUCGCAGCGCAAGCGCCCGAGUCGCACAGGCGCUCGAGACGCCUUCGGUGGCUGCUCAGCGACGGCGCCGUGCCGCUUGCCCGCAUUGAGGCUACGCUUGGGGCGUUUCUCGAUGGGCAAGUUUUCGACGCGGACGCUGCUCGCCACACUGGCGUCCUUCGACCUCGCACGGACUCUCAUUCGUUGCUGGCAACAGCGCGUUGCGAAAAAGAACGCAUAGAAAGGGAGCUCGAAGAGGAGCUCGCAAAAGUGCGUCACCGCCUGGGCCGCGUGCCCGUACGUUUCUACCAUCGCGUCCAAGAGCGCUAUCAGAUCGAGCUCCCUGCUGAUGUCAGAAAUAUUCCCGACGAUUUCGUGCUCAUGUCGCAAACGAAGCAACACCGCCGCUACUGGACGCCGACCAUCCGGAGCCUGCUGACGGCCCUGAAUCGUGUCGAAGAAGACAUUGAAACGGCAGAGGCGCAAUUCGCCCGUACCGUGUUCGAGCAAUUCGAUGCAUCUUACUCGUUGUGGCUGAGCGUCGCUCGGAUGCUCGGUGAAUUCGACGCGCUAACCUCGCUCGCGAACGUAAGCUUUGAGGGAGCGGCAGGGCUGCCGAUGACCCGCCCAGUGUUUGCAGAGCCGCUGGAUCGUGCCGCAUCCCACGAGGAUGUCGCCGCAGCGCUUUGCUUCAAGGAGCUGUGGCAUCCGAUCCUUGCCCUGCGCCGCGGUCCUUCUCAAUUCGUACCGAAUGACUUCGAACUGGAUGCAGCGAAACAUCCGUCCAUGGUGCUUACGGGUCCGAAUAUGUCUGGCAAGUCGGCACUGCUACGCCAGGUCUCUAUUGCAGUCAUUCUGGCACAAAUGGGAUGCUAUGUGCCAGCGAGCAGUGCAUACAUACGGGUGCCCGUCGACCGACUAUUCACGCGAAUCGGGGCUCGCGAUCGCGUCAUGCGCGCGCAGUCCACGUUCAUGGUGGAGAUGCUCGAAGCCGCUGAAGUGCUCAGCCAUGCAACGAAUCGCUCGCUAGUCGUUCUCGAUGAACUGGGACGGGGUACCUCCACUUUCGACGGAUACGCUAUUGCGUACUCAGCGCUGUGGUAUCUGACAUUUCGGACUCGCUGUCUGACCCUGUUCGCGACUCACUACCAUAUGUUGGCGACAGAGCCGCUGCUCCGCCCAGCGCAUCAUCAUCAUCAUCAUCGUAGUGGUGAUGAUGACGAUGAUGCCGUUUCCGUUGUCUUUGCCCACAUGGGCGCCCGCGUCGAUACCAACGCCCACGAAAUCGCAUUUCUCUAUAGGUUGCGACCCGGGGUCGCAGCGCAUUCGCGAGGAAUCGAGUGUGCUCGCCUCGCCGGCAUCCCAGAGGACGUUAUCCAGCGAGCCGAGUUCCAUGCGAGAGCCUUUCUUCAGGACACCUCGUGA
Molecule: messenger RNA, 3327 nt
Organism: Cyanidioschyzon merolae strain 10D
Lineage: Eukaryota; Rhodophyta; Bangiophyceae; Cyanidiales; Cyanidiaceae
Product: mutS family DNA mismatch repair protein MSH6
Exons: 1
Coding region: 1-3327 (1108 amino acids)
Biological process (GO): mismatch repair
Cellular component (GO): nucleus; MutSalpha complex
Molecular function (GO): ATP binding; mismatched DNA binding; ATP-dependent DNA damage sensor activity
Source: RefSeq, a predicted model, not a curated record